Molecule: messenger RNA, 489 nt
Organism: Rotaria sordida
Lineage: Eukaryota; Metazoa; Rotifera; Eurotatoria; Philodinida; Philodinidae
Source: the annotation of a GenBank genome assembly
AUGUCAGAACAAUCUUCAUUACAUUAUCAAGACGAUUAUUUAUUUCAUUAUGAUAUUUCAAUACGUAAUGACUAUAUGCGUUUUGCUUGUAUGUUCUAUUUAUUUACAUUAUUUGCAUUUAUAACAACAAUAUUUUUAUUUUUAUUCGCAUAUAAUUCUUAUUAUAAUGAAUCAGUAUCUAUUCAACGUCCUAUUAUACCUUAUAUUAUACUUGGAGCAAUAAGUUUAACUUUAUUUUUGAUUUUUUUUAUCGGUUCACUUGUUUAUACACGUAAAUUAAUAAAAAAAUUACGUUUAAAACAAACAUUUAAUCAACCGAAAUCAUUACGACGUUCAAUUGAUAAUUUAACUCAAACAACAAAACAAAAAUCUAUUGAAUCUUCAAUAAUGAAUGAAGAUGAAUCUUAUGAUACAAGUGGAAAACCUCUCAUUCAAAAAAAACUUAAGACUACAAAAACAUCAUAUUAUCCUUGUCAAACUGAUGUAUAA